AUGUCACAACAGGCACGAUAUAAGCCUUGUUCAAGGCCUUCGAACCAAUCACAAAUCUCAAUCAAAGGUGCAGCUGCCCAGCGACCCUACAUCGUAACAUGGCAUCCUUCCUGCUUGCCGCACAUAUACGCACCUCAGAAAGCCUUUCAUUCUUCGGAACGACUCACGAACUUCGACAUCCCAUCCUCAACUCUUAAUCAGGAUGGUGGUUGCCACGCUUAUCCACGAAACCUACCGCAUGGUCAACCCUGGAGCACCUCUCCCUAUUCCCUCACCGCAUGGAUGAUCAUCAGCUUACUUACACAUCCGAAUACCCCCCAGUGUCCAACACCCGAUAACGAUCACAACUGGAAAACCUGGCGCUGUGACCAACUCAAUCAUGAGCUAGCCCUCAUCAACCUUGGAGAACCAAGACCAAUCAUAUCAAAAAUAGGCGACUGGGGUCCCCGUGUAUCACCAUUCGGUCAAGUUCUUCGACCUGCCCCAGAUCCCCAACCCGGCCAUCCCUAUCAUCCUUUCCUGCAUCGCUCAGGCGUAACUACACCAAACGGACGACCACCCAGAUCAAAACCUAACGUUAUCUGCAAACGACCACUUGAGGGGCCACUGUCACAGAGUCAUAAGACCGCUGCAAACAAAGAGUGCCCCUCCCAGUACUGCCUCGGAUGUUGUCAAGCUUUUGGCUCACCACUUUGCCGCCGACAUCCUCGGGCAUCUGCCAGUACUGCCAGUCUCCCUUCUCAGCCAAAUCAGGACAAUCCCAUGAACUUUCGCGAAGCCUGGGAAUCUCACGUGUCCGAGCCAAGUGCUGCGUCAGGAAAUGUUAACCCAACCCCGCGCCGGACCACCAAAGCAACAGCAUCACAAGCUCGUCCUCACCAGUGGGCCCAAACCUCGAACUCCCUCGGCCGACGUGUCCCUCACAAAAAGAUGGUGAUGCUACAGCAAAACCGGGAGCAACGAGACCACGCCGCUCAACGUCAGCUAUCCAGUCUCAUAGACGAGAGCAAACUCGUUACCAUUGAGUUAUGGCUGGACCCAGUGAAACCUAAGGCCAUCACUGCAUUGUUUCCAUUUUGGCCAAAAUGUUGUUUUAGCAAGAGUACCCUCUUGGUACACGCCCUGCAGUCAGCCCAUGGGCCCAAUUGGAAUCGAGCUCUUAUCUUCUGGGACGAAAAAAUCGGUGGAUGGCGUGAUACCCUGGACAGUUAUCCACAUCGAUUCGACGUCAACCAACGUACCAUUGUGGUCCGCCUUCCAACAGUUGAAGUUCCGAUCUCUGCUGUCACCACCUCAACAAAAUCUAAAUCUUCCCCCAAAAAGGCCCCAGCCUCUGCUUUUCUUUCGUCUUUGGCUCUGCCCCCCAUCUACGAUAUGCCAUCUUCCCCAAUGGACGGGUCGCCAAUUGCUUCCACCAGUCAACGAACCCCAUCUGGGUCCGAAGGAAAUCCAGCAUCUAAGAACCAAGUGAAGGCAGCCCAAGCUGCCGCUCAAUGUUCGGUCGAGGUGCCCUCGACACCACCUCCUGGCCCCAUCACAUCAUCUACCACCCCACCAAACGGCAUCACAAUUGAUCUCACAAUAUCCCCUGACGAACAAGUCAAAGACGUCAGCCAACAUCCCAGUAAUGAUGACACGAAACCAUUGAUUCCAAGCUUGACCGAAACCGUCACGACUUCGCCCAUCAUUAGCCACACCUUGCAGUCAGAGCAAUCCUUCGAGUACCAACACCCAGCUGUACAAACUUUGCUGGUCCAAACGGCCAUUGCUACACCAGGCCUCCAGAAUGGCUGGCCAUUGCCUAUUCCUGUAUCCUCACUUGUUGUGUGGUAUGACGAUUGUACCAAGGGAGGCAUUCCUAAGGCAGAAUGGCACAAGCGAUGGGGCGCACAGUGGAAGUUCGUAAUUGGGACUAUGUACCGAUACCGCGCGUUUGUCAAAGAAGUAGGCAAAGGGCCCAUCACCCUGGGUGAGCACUAUUGCUCUCAACCGGAAGCCACUGUUGCAGAUGCUCGGGAGUUCUUCCACAAAGAGUUCAACCAAGUGGCCAAACUUAACCCGAUCACACCUAUUAAACAUGCACACAUCAAGUUAUCUUGA
Messenger RNA from Melampsora larici-populina 98AG31, 2100 nucleotides. RefSeq lists its product as uncharacterized. Lineage: Eukaryota; Fungi; Basidiomycota; Pucciniomycetes; Pucciniales; Melampsoraceae. The record is from RefSeq and is a predicted model, not a curated record. The transcript has 8 exons. Bases 1 to 2100 code for a protein of 699 amino acids.